CGUCUCGGAUCGAUUUUCCAGGUGCGGCGUUUCGGACCCGCGGCGCCCCGGAGCCAGGAGCCGAGCCGGAGAGGGAGCUGCGCAGAGCGGACCCGACGCCGGCUCCCGCCACGCCGCACCUUCCCCGCCGGCUGUGGGCGAGCUCUGGGAUCUGCAUCUCCUGCCGGGGUCUACGCGGCUCGCCCGCCCUUCUUUUCCUGCCCGGCACACGCCGGAGGCUGAAGACCGAGUCCAGAGCGCACCGGUCCAAGGUGACCUUUGGGCUCUCGGCCAGAUCACAGAAGAAAUUGGUUUCUCCGGGAGAUGAUGCCUGAGCAGGAGAGACAGAUUACUGCCAGAGAAGGGGCCAGUCCGAAGAUCCUAUCUAAACUUUCUGUGCCUGCUCAUGGCUGGGAACCAGCGAUGAAGCAGAGUUUCGCCUUUGACAAUAUUGGCUACGAAGAUAGUCUGGACGGUGUAUGCCCUUCUCAGACGACCGCCGGCACCAUCAGCAUUUGGGGCAUGACUUGCCAGUCGUGUGUAAAGUCUGUCGAGGGCAGGAUUUCCAGUUUGAAAGGCAUCAUGAGCAUUACGGUUUCCCUGGAACAAGGCAGUGCUACUGUGAAAUAUAUGCCAUCGGUCGUGAGCCUGCCAGAGGUUUGCUGUCAAAUUAAAGACAUGGGCUUCGAGGCCAGCAUCGCAGAAGGAAAGUCCGUCUCCUGGCCCUCAGGGGCCUCCACUGCCCUGGAGGCUGUGGUCAAGCUGCGGGUGGAGGGCAUGACCUGCCAGUCCUGUGUCAGCUCCAUAGAAGGCAAGAUUGGGAAACUGCAAGGAGUAGUGAGAGUCAGAGUCUCACUCAGCAACCAGGAGGCAGUCAUCACUUAUCAGCCUUAUCUUAUUCAACCCCAAGAGCUCAGGGACCAUGUAAACGACAUGGGGUUUGAAGCUGUCAUCAAGAGCAAAGUGCCUCCCUUAAGCCUGGGACCAAUCGAUAUUGGGCGGUUACAGAGCACUAACCCAAAGAAACCUUCAGCUUCUGCUAACCAGAAUUUCAGUAACUCUGAGACCUUGGGGCACCAAGGGAGCCACAUAGUCACUCUGCAACUAAGAGUGGAUGGAAUGCAUUGUAAGUCUUGUGUCCUGAAUAUUGAAGAAAAUAUAGGCCAACUCUUGGGGAUUCAAAAUAUUCAAGUGUCCUUGGAGAACAGAACUGCCCAAGUACAGUAUGACCCUUCUCGUGUCUCCCCGGGGGCCCUGCGGAGGGCCAUUGAGGCUCUUCCGCCUGGAAACUUUAAAGUUUCACUUCCUGAUGGCACAGAAGGGAGUGGGACAGAUAACAGGUCUUCCACACGUCGCUCCCCCAGCCCCCCGCAGAAGACCCAGGUGCAAGGCACAUGCUGUACUGUGGUGCUUGCCAUUGCUGGCAUGGCCAGUGCAUCCUCUGUCCAGUCCAUCGAAGGCCUGAUCUCCCAAAGGGAAGGCGUACAGCGAGUAUCAGUCUCUUUGGCUAAAGGGAUGGGGACAGUUCUCUAUGAUCCUUCUGUAACUAACCCAGAGGAACUCCGCACUGCUGUAGAGGACAUGGGAUUUGAGGCGUCAGUCAUCUCUGAAAACUGUUCUAGCAACCAUGUUGGAAGCCACACUGCGGAGAAUUCCAUGGUGCAAACUGCGGCUGGCUCACCUGUGUCUGUGCAGGAAGUGGCUCCUGACGCUAGGGGGCUCCCUAAAAACCACAGCUCUGGCUGCUCGUCAAAGUCCCCGCAAGCCCCUGCAACAGUGGCACCACAAAAGUGCUUUCUACAGGUCACAGGCAUGACCUGUGCGUCCUGUGUGUCUGUCAUAGAGAGAAACCUGCAGAAAGAAGCUGGUAUUCUCUCCGUGCUGGUUGCCUUGAUGGCCGGAAAGGCAGAGGUUAAGUAUAAUCCGGAAGUCAUCCAGCCACUUGAGAUAGCUCAGCUCAUCCAGGACUUGGGCUUUGAGGCAGCAGUAAUGGAAGACUACGCAGGCUCAGAUGGCGACGUUGAGCUGAUCGUCACGGGAAUGACCUGUGCUUCCUGCGUUCACAACAUCGAGAGCAAACUCAUGAGGACCAACGGCAUCACCUACGCCUCCGUGGCCCUCACCACCAGCAAAGCCCACGUGAAGUUUGAUCUUGAAAUUAUAGGUGCGCGGGAUAUUGUCAAAAUUAUUGAGGAAUUGGGCUUUCGUGCUUCUCCAGCCCAGAGAAACCCCAACGCUCAUCACUUGGACCACAAGGCGGAAAUAAAGCAGUGGAAGAAGUCUUUCCUGUGCAGCCUGCUGUUUGGCAUCCCUGUUAUGGGUUUAAUGAUCUAUAUGUUGAUACCCAGCAAUGAGCCCCAUGAGUCUAUGGUCCUGGACCACAACAUCAUUCCAGGACUGUCCAUUCUAAAUCUCAUCUUCUUUAUCUUGUGUACCUUUGUCCAGUUCCUCGGUGGGUGGUACUUCUACGUUCAGGCCUACAAAUCUCUGAGGCACAGGUCGGCCAACAUGGAUGUGCUCAUCGUGCUGGCCACGAGCAUCGCCUAUGUCUACUCCAUCGCCAUCCUGGUGGUGGCCGUUGCCGAGAAGGCUGAGAGGAGCCCUGUGACCUUCUUUGACACGCCUCCCAUGCUCUUCGUGUUCAUUGCCCUGGGGCGGUGGCUGGAACACGUGGCAAAGAGCAAAACCUCAGAAGCCCUUGCCAAACUCAUGUCUCUCCAAGCCACAGAAGCCACUGUCGUGACCCUUGGCGAGGACAAUUUAAUCAUCAGAGAGGAGCAAGUACCAAUGGAGCUGGUGCAGCGGGGUGAUGUCAUCAAGGUUGUCCCUGGGGGAAAGUUCCCAGUGGAUGGGAAAGUCCUGGAAGGCAAUACUAUGGCUGACGAGUCCCUCAUCACAGGAGAAGCCAUGCCAGUCACUAAGAAACCCGGAAGCACAGUGAUUGCUGGGUCUAUAAAUGCACAUGGCUCUGUGCUUGUUACUGCCACCCAUGUGGGCAACGACACCACUUUGGCUCAGAUUGUGAAAUUGGUGGAAGAGGCUCAGAUGUCAAAGGCACCCAUUCAGCAACUGGCUGACCGCUUUAGUGGAUAUUUUGUCCCAUUUAUCAUCAUCAUUUCCACUUUGACGUUGGUGGUAUGGAUUAUAAUCGGUUUUAUCGAUUUUGGUGUUGUUCAGAAAUACUUUCCCACCCCCAACAAGCAUAUCUCUCAGGCAGAGGUGGUCAUCCGGUUUGCGUUCCAGACGUCCAUCACAGUGCUGUGCAUCGCCUGCCCCUGCUCUCUGGGUUUGGCCACGCCCACGGCGGUAAUGGUGGGCACCGGGGUGGCCGCCCAGAACGGCAUCCUCAUCAAGGGAGGCAAACCUCUGGAGAUGGCCCACAAGAUAAAGACUGUGAUGUUUGACAAAACUGGCACCAUUACCCAUGGGGUCCCAAAAGUCAUGCGGGUCCUCCUGCUUGUGGACAUGGCCACGCUGCCCCUCAGGAAGGUUCUUGCUGUGGUGGGGACUGCAGAGGCCAGCAGCGAGCACCCCUUGGGUGUGGCAGUCACCAAAUACUGUAAAGAGGUGCUUGGAACAGAGACCCUCGGGUACUGCACGGACUUCCAGGCGGUGCCGGGCUGUGGAAUCGGCUGUAAAGUCAGCAGCGUGGAAGGCAUCCUGGCCCACAGCGAGCACCCGCCGAGAGAGGGGACGGCUCACCUGAACGGGGUUGGCAGCGUUCCCACAGACACAGAUGCGGCCCCCCAGACCUUCUCUGUGCUGAUUGGGAACCGCGAAUGGAUGAGGCGCAAUGGCUUAACCAUCUCCAGCGACAUCAGUGACUCUAUGACAGAUCAUGAGAUGAAAGGCCAGACGGCCAUCUUGGUGGCUAUUGAUGGUGUUCUCUGCGGGAUGAUCGCCAUCGCCGAUGCUGUCAAGCAGGAGGCCGCCCUGGCUGUGCACACCCUGAAGAGCAUGGGUGUGGAUGUGGUUCUGAUCACGGGGGACAACCGGAAGACAGCCAGAGCCAUUGCCACCCAGGUUGGCAUCAACAAAGUCUUUGCGGAGGUGCUGCCUUCUCACAAGGUGGCCAAGGUCCAGGAGCUCCAGAACAAAGGGAAGAGAGUCGCCAUGGUGGGAGAUGGGGUCAACGACUCCCCGGCCUUGGCGCAGGCUGACAUGGGCAUUGCCAUCGGGACAGGCACAGAUGUGGCCAUUGAGGCGGCUGACGUUGUCCUCAUCAGGAAUGAUUUGCUCGACGUGGUGGCUAGCAUUCACCUCUCCAAGAAGACUAUCCGGAGAAUACGACUCAAUCUGGUGCUGGCGCUGAUUUAUAACCUGGUUGGGAUUCCCAUUGCAGCAGGUGUCUUCAUGCCUAUCGGCAUCGUGCUGCAGCCAUGGAUGGGCUCAGCGGCCAUGGCGGCCUCCUCUGUGUCUGUGGUUCUCUCGUCGCUGCAGCUCAAGUGCUAUAAGAAGCCCGAUAUGGAGAGGUACGAGGCCCAGGCCCAGGGCCGCAUGAAGCCGCUGACCGCAUCUCAGGUCAGUGUGCACAUCGGCAUGGAUGACCGGCGGCGGGACCCCCCCAGAGCCACACUCUGGGACCAGGUCAGCUACGUCAGCCAGGUGUCUCUGUCCUCCCUGAAGUCCGACAAGCUGUCUCGGCACAACACUUCGGCCAACAAUGGUGGAGACAAGUGGUCUCUGCUCCUGAAUGACAGGGAUGAGGAGCAAUACAUCUGAAAGCUCCAGGCAGGUGCAGACCCAGGGGCCCAUCUCCUGGUUGAGCAGCCGGCCUGGCCCUCCCUGUGGAUGAGGCUUGAACUGAACAAGUGCAGCACCAGCCGCCGGGUGGACAAAGCCCCCCUCCAGCCUUGGGGACUUCCACUCCCUGGACAUUCCUGGUCAUUCCUCCCUGCAACACAUGGCCUUGUCCAGAUGUGGCUCCUGGGCAGGACCACUUCACCUGAAUCCCACUGGCCCAGGGACCAGGCAUCCUGGCCUCAGCAUGCUAUUGGCGUGGGCUUAUCGGAAGCCUUGCUGGAUUCCAGAAGAGGAAAGGACAGUUAGCCUGCCUUAUAGACCUCUGCUUUAGUAUUUGGGAUGACUACUUGUGAAAUGAGGAAAAUCUCAUCAGGACCAAAAAGUUAGCUGGGCCUUUCCAUAGAACUCAUUAAAAACCUCAGUGUUGGGCUCUUUUUGACGAUGCCCAUGAGCAUCACGUGUCUGAGACCGCAGUUUACCUCAAGUGCACCUGUUGUUUUCUGCUGGCACAAUCUCUUUUCUGUUCUUGACACUGGGGAUCCCCCGGCAUCACCUCUGAGGGCAGGACUGGCGUCCUGGUGGUCCUGCUGCUGCUGCUGUCUGGCGCUUUUCCAAGCACCCUCGUGUGUGCCCUUCUGCCUGAAUCUGCUCCCUCGCACGCCCAGCCAGAGAGCUUGCCAGGCUUCUCUUUAAGUCGAGGAGAGUUCUUUCUUGCUCACGAGCCCCUUCUCUGUGGAGCCGUGGCUCCUCCCUCCACAGAGUAGAGUGAUGUUGCUGGCCGUCACUGCUGCCCAACUGGAGUGAAGGUCUCAGAGCCUGAGACCUGCCAGUCCAAAAUCCGAUUUCCUGUGGGGUCCAGGUGCUGGGGACUUAGGGGGCCCUGGUGCUUGGCACAGGUGUCUCUUGAGGGAGGCGUGUGCAUGCAGGAACCACCUCCCCAGCUCCAAGAGCUUCGACUGCAUGGUCUGCUGUGUGACUGUCACCUCAUGGAGUCCAAUAAGAAUUCAUGUCAGUGGUGCCCCUGGGGUUGUGCAGCUCUGAGGAAACAGUGGUACCUGAAUAAGAGGAAAUCACAGUUCUCCUCCACAAACUUCUUCCGCACGCUGAGUUGGCACCUUAGGAAAAGGGUGCCCACAGCCUGCCAAAGGGACAGUCUAUUACUCACUCUCAGUGGCUCUUUGUGAUCGCGUGACAUCGGAGGGGCAGGAAUGGGGCUGGUUUAGGCACUGAAGUGGGUGGUGAUUGACAGAACCAUGUGGGAGUAGACUGGUAGAGUCAGAGUAAAUUCUAAGGUGGAGCCCUCAUCACACACACAAAAUAAUUUUAGUUAUUUAUUGAGUGUCAGUUAUUUUCCAGGGACAGUGUAAGCACUUUUUAUAGUUUACCUCUAAUCUUCCCACCAAACCAGCAAAGUAGGUAUUCUUGUCUACGUUUUACAGGUGGGGAAACAGGCUCAGAGAGGCAAAGUAUCCUGCCUAGGAUCACACAGCCGGGACACAUGCCAGAACAGGGAUCCAAAUCCAUGUCUGUUGGCUCUGAAGUCUCUUCUCUCUGCUGCCUCCUUGAAUAUCAGUUUGCUUGAUAAGAAUAACCAAGAAGCAGGCCCUUGCUCCUGGAAGAACAAGUCUGCCAGGUGAUGUAUUCAUUGUAUCAGCUGGGGCGGGAAGCAUGAUCACAAAUCAUCUCACCUGCCCCUUGGGUGGUUCAUUUCCAAUUUUGCUUAUAAUUUAGUUUUUGCUGGGUCUUAUCCUCUAAAAUCCAAGUGCAGGGUUUUGUUGUGUUUUUAUUGUUUUCAGUCUUCCUUCCCUUCCCCAGCCCCUCCUGCUGUGUGUCCUCAAUUGUGUCUUCUCUGUUCUUGGCUGUGCUCGGGGAAUGUUCCUUGUUUUCUGACUAGGCUAAUCAUUGUCUAAAGAAUCUAAGUGUAUUGAUUUUUCAAAAAGCUUUUAAGACCAUAAACAUCAUGUCUAUAUGGACAUGAAAAUAUUUAUAUAAUUGUACAGAAAAUAACCUUUUAGAUGUUGAAAGUGUAAGAAAUUAUUUAGGGGGGUUAGAUAAGAACAAUUCCUACUUCAAAAACUUUCCAUGCUGUAUUAGAAUAAAGUUUCUUUUCAAUCAUCUAACAA
Molecule: messenger RNA, 6845 nt
Organism: Diceros bicornis minor
Lineage: Eukaryota; Metazoa; Chordata; Mammalia; Perissodactyla; Rhinocerotidae
Gene: ATP7B
Product: ATPase copper transporting beta
Exons: 22
Coding region: 304-4701 (1465 amino acids)
Biological process (GO): monoatomic cation transport; copper ion homeostasis
Cellular component (GO): trans-Golgi network; membrane; perinuclear region of cytoplasm
Molecular function (GO): copper ion binding; ATP binding; ATP hydrolysis activity
Source: RefSeq, a predicted model, not a curated record